AUGCCAGUCCCUGAUUGGCCAAAGAGCCCAGGGCUUUGCAUCCGAGACAUCAUGCCAUACAUCCGACAGUGGCCAGCCGAAGACCUGCGUGAGCUGUUGCUCACUGAAGGAGAAGCCCAUCAGUUCACAUUGGAUGGGUCCAACCUGCGUCGGUAUGUGAUGCAGCCAGAUGGAAAACUUCCGACCUGUUUGCACUCGUGGGGAUCCCAAGCAUCCGAAUGCCCUUGUGGCUGCCGACUUUCAGGUUUCAGUGACACCCUGGUGCGACAGCGUGGCAUUUAUGCUCAGUUGAUUCAGGUGACACGAGAGGAUGGCACUCCAUGGUACCGGCAUGUGCAUCCAUGUGAACUUGCAUUGAUGAAUGCAAUGCCACCACCACUUGCAUGGCUACAAGCCGAUCGCCCCAGCUUGCGUUUGAGUUUGUGUGCCAUUGGUCAGUUGGCUUCCCCCUUGCAAUCUUUGUGGAUUGGGGCAAAUGUCAUGCAACGGAUUCACAACAUUUUGGAUUUCCCUCCAGUUUGUCCCAAGGCACUGCUGAGUGAGUUCAAGAGUCGGUUGGUUGCUUGUUCCAAAGACAUGUACCCUGGACUUUCCACAACUCCCAUGCCAGUCAACAAUUGGGUUCAGCUGAUUCACCUAGAUGGUACCAGUGUUCACAUUCAAGUCAGCCCUGAAACCACCUUUGCGGAACUGUGCCAGGCAGAGCUUGCCCUGACGCAACAGCAUUUGGACGGCAGCUGGUGUGAUGCCACUACCAGGACUCAGCUUGAUGCCAAUGACCCCAUCGCCGGAAGAUGCAUCCGUGUUUUGCCAGAUGUAGAGUCUCAGGUUGAUGCAUUGGAUUUCACUCAUGACCCAAGCCUGGAAGCCCAACUGUCCGAUGAUGUUGCUGAAGCAUUGGCCGAUGUCCCAUCUGGACCUGUUGCAGUGUGGGUGCGUAAGUCUGCCAGUCCUGAUGAAGUGAUCUCCUCCGCUGCUGGGCCCAUUCCUGAUGCGAUGCAUGGACUUAAGCAUCUGACUUGUACCCAACUUGCUGCCAUGUUGCCCCCCCUUGUGUCUGAUGUCGCGUACUGUCAGGUCUUGCGUCAGUCCAUGGUCCUUGGCUCUGCACGCCUUGGUGUCUUGGCAAAUGAAGAAACUGCAAUGGCAGAUGAUGAACUGACUCUGCACAUACGUGCCUGCUUGAAGUUGUCUGGACGGGAUGGCAUCCAGCUGCUUGAUCCUUUGUUGGCUCUUGGUUGGUUGCGUGCAGGUGACAUUGACAAAGUACGCUUGUGGCUCAGUCAGUUUCCAACACUGACUAGCAUCGUGUCAGCAGUACUUGUGUCCGACCACUGGAUUCCUGUCAUGUGGUCGGUUGGUCUUGCGGAAGUUCAGGUUACCAUUUGGGAACAUGCAGACACUGACAUCGAGUCUCUGUGCCCUUUGCAUGGCUUGAUUUGCAGUGCUUGGAAUCGUCCGAUGUUCAGUGUGGCUUGUACACGUCGUGUCUUUGGGCGUCAGGGUUGCAGUGCAGCUGUCGUUGCUUUUCUUGCCUCCAAGCUCCUGUCCAAAGACUUGCCGAAGAAUGAACAAGAGUUGAUGGACUUACACACUGAUCUCAAGUGCAGCUUUGCCGCUGCUCUGCAUGAUGUCGAGUGUGUGCCGAAGCCUUGGUGCUGGGGUUUUGGUGUGCCAGAUGUCGUUGACCUUGCUACCGCCAUCCUGCAAACCCAUGGUGUGCCUGCAGCCCAAGCUCCCCUGCGUGCCAAGUUGGUGGUUCAAACACUUGGGAAACAAGAAGUCCAGAAAGCCCUGAAUGGCAAUGCCCCUUGGAAGUCUUUGAAGGCACUUGCCAACAUGCAAACACCGCACUUGCAGCUUGUGUUGCCAGAUGAACUGCAUGCGCAGAACCUUGGAAAACAGCCUGCCAAGCCCAAGAAGGCAGUAGGAUCCUCUAAGAAGUUGCUCCCUACCAAGCCAGCAGAUUUGGAUCCGUCCAAGUUGGUCAUUGCUCCAGCCACUUUCAGAGCAGGUGAUGAUGAUCCAGUUGGGCAGUUGCCCCUUGCAUCCGUGGGACCUCUGGCCACUGGAAUUGCGUUGGCCACACUGACUGAAGCUCAGCAGUUCUUGAAUGCAGGUUCUCUUCUGACUAAUCAGGGUCUCGCGCUGCUGAUUGUGAAUCCCCCAAAUGAGAUUCAGACACCUUUGCAAUGGUCAAGUAUCCGUUUUGCAGCCAGAUGCAGCAUGAACCAGGAACCCAUGUUGCUGCCGGGCAUUCUGGUUCAACUUGGCCAGAAAACAGUGUAUCCGUAUCGAGCCAAGGACACCCCAGCUAUUGCUUCUGCAGAAGUAGCUUGUGCCAGGAUCACUGUGUACCAAGACCAGUGGGAAGGGGAUUGGGAAGACUUUGCAACUCGCCCAGUCAAGCAAAUCCUUGGAUUUUUGCCUUGUCUCCACACCUGCCGUCAGGGAUCGACUUGCACAUGUAAGGGUUGGCACCCCCAAGACUCAUGCCCUCAUGAAGCCCUGUUGGGCGUUUUCCGUCGGCAGUUCCUGACCGAAGCUGGACGACCUGUCAAAUGGGACAAAGCCUCUCAUUUUGCUGUCAUGAUCCGGUAUGCCAAGAAGUUGGAAGAACAGGUGUUAGGAACCAGUGGGGUGCACGGGAUCUUUGUCGAGCCCAAAACCGAAGAUGGUCUGAAACCCAACGAUGCCUUCCAGGUGGUGUGGCUGCCUCAUUUGGACUUUGCCGAGGCCUCCCAUAAAGCCAGAUGUGAGGUGCACUGCAUUGGACUUGCCAGAGCAGGUAAGAGGUAUGGACUUCGAGUUGCCACUGACCACUUUCAGCAGGUCUUUCGCAGCAUCAAGCCAGAUGCUGUUUAUCUUGCUCCUGGAAGCCGCCGGACUUUUGUUUGCGGUCCUUGGCCUUUUGGUUCAGACAGAAAAGGCAUAGCCAAGAUCUUGCUGAGCAGUGGAUGGGAGAGCAGACCUCUCCAACCAUUGCACCAUGUUCCAGGUGGUUUGAUGUGGUCGAUCCAAGCACUGACUGAACCCCCAUGCAAUGUCUUGCCAAUGCAGCAUGGCCAAGUCGUCAUCACAAGCCAAGAUGACCAGCCCAGUCAGACAGCUGGAACCAUCGACAUCGUAGGUCAGGCCAGAACUGUGCAGAUGUGCCGAAAUGCUGAGCCUCCCGGUGCUGACCCAUGGUUGGUUCAUGAUCCAUGGUCCAAAGCGGUGUCCUCCAUGCCGUCUCAACCUGCUGCUCCCCCUGCCACCAACGUCUUGCACGAGAUGGAGCAGAGGCUGGAACAGUCGCUGCUUGCCAAGAUCCAGGCCACACCUGAGCCCAUGGAAGUGGACUGUCAGGAGCAAAGGAUGCAGGCUCUUGAGAUGCAGGUCCAGCAGCUGUCCACUCGCCAAGGACAACUGGAGGCUACGGUGACUGACCACCAUGCCCAAAACACCGCACAGGUACAGUCCUUGCAACAACAGAUGCUGGCCCAAUUCGAUGUCCAGUCCAAGCAGAUGUCGCACAUGCUUUCGGAUCAAAUGCCAUUUAAGGCAAUCCUCACCCUUUUCCUGAUGAUGCUGAUGGUUCGUGUUGGGGAAGCACGUGUACCAGGCCCAGAUGUGGAUACCCCGUGGUCACUUGGGAUCUGUAAUCCUAGUGGAUUACAAGGGAAGCAGGCCAUUGUCAACCAGAUCAAAGCCGACAUUUUGGCCAUCAGCGAAUCUCACCUGAGCAAGGCCGGCACUAGACAGUUGUCAAGUAGCCUUCACUCCAUGCGUUCCCAGUACAAACAUGUGUUGACCGGAGCACCCAUGGCUCCCAGAUCCACUAGCAGUGAUGCAGGACAGUAUGGUGGAGUGGCCUUCACGUCCAAAGUUCCCUGCAGGACGAUGGCAAUCCCAUGGCCACCUGACCUUUAUGAAACCGGCAGGGUCAGUUUUGGUUCGUUCUAUACAUCAGCUUCCUGGGUGUCUGGUGGUGUCAUCUACGGCUAUCCUGAAGGCAAGCUUCAUCACAAUGCCAGGGCCAGAACUUCAGCCAUUUUGGACUUUGCUUUUGCCCAGCUUAGCCAACUGCCUGGACCCAAGUUUCUGUGUGGUGAUUGGAAUCACACCAUGGAUGUUUUGGAUGUGGUCCCACAGUUGCAUGGAGCCGGUUGGAUUGAAGUCCAAGACCUGUUUGCUUUGCGCACUGGCGCUGCCGUCAGCAUGACUUGCAAAGGGGUGUCGAGGAAGGACUUCAUGUUCUUGUCCCCGGAGUUGGCUCGUUCGUUUCUGGAUUUGUCCAUAUGCCAUGAAACGUUUGCCGAUCAUGCCAUCUUGUGUGCCAGUUUUGCUGGAGGUGUGUGUCAUGUUGAGCGGUUUGUGUGGCCUUGUCCCCAACCUGUGCCUUGGAGUCAAGUUGAUGAGCUGCAGCAGCCUGUUUCAUUUGAUGCCCCGAAUGAUCCCACAGCUCAGUAUGCUGACCUUUGGAGUACCAAAGAGUGUCUUGCUGCCAAGGCACUUCCUGACGUUUGGGUUCCAGCGAUGAAAGGCCGUGGACAGCAGACGAAACCACGACGACGCCUGCACACCCAAGCUCCCCUUAAAGCCAGUCGGGUCCAUGAGGUUCAGCCUGCUUUCUUUGGGUUUUCUUCUCUGCAUGCUAAGCAGUUCCGACAGCUCCGCAGGUUGCAGAACUUUUGCAGGUGGGCUGAAAACAAGAGUGCAGUUGGAACUGCCAAUGUUGAACACGGCAUUGGACUUUGGAAUUCCAUCUUGCGGGCUUCUGGAUUUUCGCCCAGCUUCUCUGCUUGGUGGCCACACCGCCGCUAUGUCUGCCCUGCCGAUCCGGUUGAUGUGCCACAGUUUUGUCCCUCUCUUGCUGUUGCGAGCCAAAUUUUUGAAGCGGUCCUUGCUGAAGUCAGGCUCCUUGAAAGCAGGCUCUCCCAAGCCAAAGCUGCUCACAGGCGAUACCAGCAUGACCAUGACCGACACCUUGUGUUCCGUGAUGUCGCUAGACCCUCUGCUGCUCCAGUUGAAACCCUGAUUCAUGAGGUCCAUACCACGGUUCAAGAGGUUGAUGCCAGUGAAUCGGCGGUGGUUUUGACUGAGCCAGCCACUGUUGAUGCCAACAUGCCUUUGUGGAUUUCAGGCCAUGCACAUGAGGUCAUCCAUGCUGAGUAUGACAAGGUGUGGCUGUCGACUGUUGACCACAUCCAGGCCAAUGACAAAGCGGUUCAGCGGCAAGAGAUCGGUGACCUUCGUGCCAUCUUCCAAGCUUUCCAUGAGCAGUGGCAACAGAGAUGGUGUCGGCAUGACCAGGUGCCAUUCACCCACUGGGAUGCUGUUGUUGGACUUGCCCGUCGUGUGUUUCGUCCGGUCCCUGUUCCUCACCUGCAGGUCGAUGUGCCUCUCCUGUGUGCGGAAACCCACCGCAAAAAGAAGCGCUCUGCCACAGGGCUUGAUGGUGUCAGCAGAGACGACUUGGUACAAGCAGAUGCUCAUACCUUGCAAAGCCUGGUCAACAUGUACCAGCGGGCCGAAUGUGAUGGCAGCUGGCCCGCCCAGCUUUUAGCAGGCAAAGUCCACUCACUGGCCAAGACUGAAUCAGCGUCCACGGCAGGACAGUAUAGGCCUAUAACUGUCUUUGGGUUGCCCUACCGUGUUUGGUCCAGCAUCCAGUCUCGACACUUGCUUGAAUGGGCCGAGCAUUGGGUUGAUGACAGUGUGUUCGGCAAUCGCCGAGGUCGCCAAGCCUCAGACCUUUGGCACUUUCUUUUGCAACAGAUCGAACAGGCCUAUGCUUCCAACACACCUUUGUGCGGGGUGUCGGCUGACCUUGAGAAGUGUUUCAAUUGUAUUCCCCGUUACCCAGCGCUUUGCCUUGCUGUCCUUGCCGGAACCCCCCAUCAGGUUACCACUGCUUGGGCUGGUGCGCUGUCGGGCAUGUGCAGACACUUCAAGGUCCGUGAUUCCUUUUCUGAUGGAUUUUUGACCAGCACAGGGCUUGCUGAAGGUUGUGGACUUAGCGUCUUUGGAAUGCUGCUUGUGGAUCACAUGUUUUCCUGCUGGAUGCGACUGCAAGCCCCCUCCAUCUCCACGUUGUCCUAUGUUGAUGAUUGGCAGUGCUACACUUGGGAUCCUGACUUUGCUGUUCGACAGUUGGGGUUGGUUGAGUCAUUUGCUGCCAUGUUGGAUUUGACGGUGGACAGGAAAAAGACCUUUGGAUGGUCCACUCAUGCAGGAGUGCGUGCCCAGCUCCGUGACAGUGGACUUUCGGUGUGUCACCAGGCCCGUGAACUAGGAGGCCAUUUUGGCGUUUCCAAACAAGUCACCAACCGUACCAUCCAACAGCGGCUUGACGCCCUUGAAGACUUUUGGCCAAAACUUGCCCAGAGCCGCGCCAGGCACCAUGCAAAGGUGUUCAUGCUGCGUGCUGUUGCAUGGCCCCGGGGUUUGCACGCGAUCCCCAGUGCACCCCUGGGCGCCAGUGUGUGGACACGUCUCCGUCGGAGAGCAGUCAAAGCCCUAGGGUGGCAAAAGCCUGGAGUUAAUUCUCAUGUCCUCCUGGGUCUGGUCGAAUGUGGAGUUGACCCCCAAUACCUUGCCUUGCUGUGGACUUGUCGUUCUGUCCGAGGUAACUUCCCCUCGGAUUUUGGGUCUACCCUGUUGGCUCCUGUUGCCCGUGGCCUUCUGGAUUUGCCCCCGGCUUCUUUGACUUCCAUUGCUUUGGAUCGGCUGCAACAUGUUGGACUUUCCGUGUCUUGGAGCGGGCAGGUGUCUGAUCGGUUUGGCUCUUUCUGCCUUCAUACCUCCAACCCUGCUGAGGUUGAAGUGCGGCUCCAGUGGGCUUGGGCUCAAGUUGUUGCCAGUAAAGUCGCACACAGGGCGGAGUUUGAUGGACUUGGCCGUGUUGACCUUGCCUCCACCCGCAAAGCCCUGCGCAAGCUAGGCCCAGAUGAUCAAGCACUGUACCGCCUUGGACUUUCCGGUGGGCUGUUCACCGAAUCAUAUAAGGCCAAGUGGACUGACCAAGAUGACCAGUGCCAGUGGUGUGGCAGCCGCGACUCUCUCCAGCACCGAUACUGGGAGUGUCCGCAGCACCAAGACUUGCGUGACCUUCAUGCACCGCAAGCCCAGCAUCUCCAAAAAUGGAUUCCCCCUGCCCUUGCCUUGCGUGGUUGGGCGCUUCAAUCACCCACUCAUGAAGCCUGGCUCACCACUCUGCUUCAAAUUCCCGCAGAAGCCCCGCCACCUUUUCAGCCUUUGAACCCUGGAAUCCUCAAUCAUGUCUUCACAGAUGGUUCUUGUCUGUGGCAAUCAGAUGUCCGUUUUCGACUUGCAUCAUGGGCUGUUCUUUUGGCAUGUCCAGUGUCCUCUACUUGGAAUUUGGGUUCAUCCGUUGUCCUUUGUGCUGCUGCCCUGAGUGGACUUUGUCAGACGGCGUUCCGGGCUGAACUGUUUGCUGUUGCCUACAUCCUCCAUUGGGCUGCGCGUCAGGGUGCUCCUGUUUGUGUCUGGACCGACUGUCUUGGUGUUGUUAACCGGUAUAACCUGACUUUCUGGGGCAGUCGGAAGAUAAACUUGCACGGGGCCAAUGCAGACCUAUGGGUUUGGAUAGCGCAGUCAGUUGCUAUCCUUGGACGAGACUUCAUCCAGAUCCGGAAAGUGCCAGCACACCGUACCCUGCAAAGUGCCAGGAAUUCACGCGAACUUUGGAUGUUUUACAACAACAGUUUGGUGGAUCGAGCAGCUCGCCUGGCUAACCAGGCGCGACCUCAGGUGUUUUGGCAGCAAUGGGAAUCUCAUGUUGCAGCAGCCACUGCUGCAAACGGGAUCUUCCAGCAAGUUUCCGCCCUACAACUGGCGGUGGCUCAACGGCAGGUACGCCAUGGACAACCGCAUGAGGUGAUGGAGCCGGCACCAGAGCCUAAGCAAACCAGACAGUUUGAGCCUUGCUUUGCCUUGAAAGGUUGGAACGGGCAACCACUGCCCAAACUGGCCCGGUUGUUUGGAGGAGAUCAUGCAGACCGAGUUGCAAAGUGGUUUCUUUCCAGACUUACAAUGGGCGCUGAUGCGCAGGUGGUUUGGGUAUCGAUGGCCCAGCUGUACCUGGACUAUCAACUUUGUUGGGGAAACCCGGGGCCAAUCCGGGUCAACAAUGUCUGGGUUGACACGGCCACCAGGCCGUACAUUGCGGCGGAGGUCUACCCGUUUCGUACUCGGGUACGAUGGUUCAAACAACUGGUCAAAGCCAUGGUCAAAGAAGCGGGUAUCCUGACAUCCUUUCAGCAAUGCCGGCCACAAUCCACUGCCAUUCAAACCUUUGUGCCUUCAAUGUCAGUUCCAUGGAGCGAACAUGCCUUGCGAGAAGUGGAUGUGUGGCUGCUCGGCCGCCUGGGUGCCCCGUGCACUAGGGCGGCCGGCAGCCUAGCUACGUUGCCCAUCGCUGCUCAAAGCAGCCGAAUGGCGCUGUAG
Messenger RNA from Cladocopium goreaui, 8451 nucleotides. The record is from the annotation of a GenBank genome assembly. NCBI's taxonomy places the organism in Eukaryota, Dinophyceae, Suessiales, Symbiodiniaceae.